Pomacea canaliculata is the source of this 2397-nucleotide messenger RNA. RefSeq lists its product as uncharacterized. The coding region runs from base 286 to 1653 and encodes 455 amino acids. The record is from RefSeq and is a predicted model, not a curated record. NCBI's taxonomy places the organism in Eukaryota, Metazoa, Mollusca, Gastropoda, Architaenioglossa, Ampullariidae. The transcript is spliced from 2 exons.
CUCUUGAAGUGUAAAUACUAUGAUGAUCAAAAGAAAGAUAAUGAAUAUGGGCAAAGCAGUAUGUUAAGUUUACACAUAUUUUGUCUGUUAAUGUUCAAAAACAAAGUAACUACAGUCUGUAUGUCAUUAAUUUUAAUACUACCAAGCACUCCUCUUGAAUUAAGAAAUGUUUGUAUUGUUUUAGUAUGUGCAUCCAUGUGGAUUAAAAAAAUGGAACACUUCUUUUGCUCAACACUUACAUAGUAAAUAUGGGGAAGACGACAUUUGAUCAUUGUUGAAGCUGUGAUGGGUGUAUGGUUAUGUAACUUUCAUAGCAAUGAACAGUCAGUGAGAUGUUACAUCCUUUUUUGCAGAGCAAAGAACAUAGACCCGCUUUUGAAAGAUUUCCCUACAUGCCUUCAGAUUGAACACACUCACAAUCAUAGUCUGUAUAGUGCUGAUUCUCUACGUCAUAGGGAUGUAAAUGAUGAGACAAUCGCCAAAUUCAAAUGGCUUUUUUCAAAGGGCCACUCUCCAUCUUCAGCACUUGAAAUGCAUCAGAUGGACCUGCAAAUGGAACAUGGAGCCAACUAUAUAUAUCAGGCUGCUGACAGAGCUUUUUGUCCUGAUGUGCAGUUUUGUUACAGGCUGUACAAAAAAGUAUUUGAUGAGAAAUACCCUUCAUCCUCUUCAACCUCUUCAGAACAGCUGAUUGACAGCCUAGAGACAGCUUGCAGGACAUUCAAUGCAGAACUAAAUGGGGAGUUCUGCAAGGUAAAAGAAACAGCAUCAGGGAAGAUAGCCAUAGCUGUCUGCACUCCCCUCAUGAUGAGAGUGCACACACUGCACCGUGCAAGUGGUGAACUCGUUUUUAUGGAUGCCUCAGGGGGGGUGGACAGGUAUGACUUCAGAGUUUUCCUGCUUCUCACUCACAGUGUUGCAGGUGGACUCCCUUUAGGCUGCCUUAUUGUUUCUUCUGAAGCAACAGAAGUAAUAACAGAUGCCUUGUCACUGUAUAAAGAACUUUUGCCCUCUGAUGCUUUUUUUGGAAGGGGUAAUAGAGGACCUCAGGUGUUCCUCACAGAUGACAGUAGUGCUGAAAGGCAGAGCCUGCAAGCUGCAUUCCCUGAAGCAACACUUCUUCUUUGUACGUUUCAUGUACUUCAGGCCGCUUGGCGCUUCCUCUGGGAGGCCCGAAACAACAUACAAAAAGAAAGCAGGCCUCAUCUACUGAGCAUCAUCAAAAAAAUGGUUUAUGCUCAGAGUGAUGAUGAAAUAGUUAAUGUUUAUGAUAAUGCCUGUAGAGAUGAUGUUGUUAGGAACAAUCCCAAAUUCAAACUGUAUUUAGAAAAGCAGUUUGAACGAAAAAGUCUAUGGGCAGUCACUUUUAGAAAAGACCUUCCUGUGCGUGGAAAUAACACAAACAACUACUGUGAAGCAGCUAUGCAUGUUUUGAAAGAUAAAAUCUUCUGCCGCACACGUGCCUAUAACACUCAGCAGCUGCUUGAUUUCUUAUUAACACGGCUUCCUGCCUACUAUGAAAGGCGGCUGUUGAACCUUGCCAAUGGUAGGAGAGAUGCUACAGUUAGCAGACGUUAUUUAUAUGGUACAGAAAAUAUUAAGAGGGAAAUGGUUCAGUCUGUAGGAGAUUUUAUUUUUGAAGUUAAAAAGUGAGAAUGAACAUGGUAAGUCAUACCAAGUAGACAUGAACACAGACAUGUGUUCUUGCCCAAAUGGCAUGACAGGUGCACCCUGCAAGCACCAGCAUGCUGUCAUAAAAUUUUUUAAUGUUUCUUCAUGUAAUAUAUUUCCUAUUAAGGAUAUCAAAGCAAGGAGACAUUUCUUCCAGCUAGCAACUGGACAUGAUAAUAUUCAGGAGGAAUGGUUCCAGCCUCUUGUUGAUAAUCGAGAAGACAUCAUUGAACCGCAUACUUCCAGUACAAAUUUGGAAACUGAAGACACAAAAUUUGAGACUGACAACAACAACAGGAUUGAAGAAAUAUCGACACAUGACUCCGAGGACGAGUUUGACAUCCAUACCACUAACAGACAGAAUGAUGAUAUAAUACAACAAUUAAAAAAAACCAUGGACAAACUUUUAAAAGAAAUAGAAAAUAAUGACGAACUUUUGCCAGCUGCUGACAGUUUUAUUAAAAAAUUUGAAAAGUUAAGAACCACAAGUGCACUGUCGACAGCACUUUUCAAUUUUGGAGAAAACACUGGAGUCUCUUCAGUUGUUCGACGGGGUAUUAUUCCUGUUCAGCCAUCAGCAAUUGCCCGUCGAACAACAUAUGUUGGGGGCAGGCGGUGCUUGCAAAGUGGCAGAAAACCAAUCAAUGCAAAAUUUUCUAAUAAUACAAAAAAGAGAAAUUUAUCAGAAAGCUGUCAGCUCCUGCCAAGAAAAAAACACAAAGCAGC